This is a messenger RNA of Acaulospora colombiana, 421 nucleotides long. The record is from the annotation of a GenBank genome assembly. NCBI's taxonomy places the organism in Eukaryota, Fungi, Glomeromycota, Glomeromycetes, Diversisporales, Acaulosporaceae.
GGAGGAUUUAGGAUUGGUCGAAGAGGGGGGGAGAAGGAAAAAUGGACGCGGCCCAGAGAACCUGCAACAAAGCAAAAAAGGAGUUGGGUCGAGCCGUAUGCUCUCGACUCGAAGGAUUGGCCUACGCGGUCUCAAUCAGCAAUGGAACUAUGCGUUGAAUGCUAGUCGUAUCUCUUCAAUACGAGCAUUUGCAGUCAAGCCUCCAACGGGAAUGACCGAAGGCGAGCGACAUAUAUUCGACCUCUUGAAUGACAAAUUGGAUCCAAAAACAUUGGUCGUACAAGACGUGUCUGGUGGUUGUGGAGAAUUCUAUGCCUUGCAAAUUUCAAGCAAGGCGUUCAACGGGUUGACCAUGAUUAAGCAGCAUAGACUAGUUCAAGAGCUGCUCAAAGAAGAGAUUAAAGGAUUUCACGGCAUCCAG